AUGCGUAAGAGAGUAGUGGUUGCUGAUUACAAAUCUGCUUAUGGAGAUCCGGUUGUGAAAAUAAGAUUGGAGGAGUUAGAGCGGUUUGUAGUAACAGUAUACACACGAGAGGUCUUUGUCUUAUUUCGGGAGGUGUUAUUACUUGCUAGCAAUGUCAGAGUAGUUUCUUCGAAGAAGACAAGCACGUGUACAUUGUUUGAGGUGGCCAUGUAUUGCCAAGGUAGAUCAUGGAACAUUUCUUGGGGGGAGAUGGAUGAUGAAUUCAGAUGCUCUUGCCUGCGCAUGGAAUCCUUUGGAAUCCCUUGUGUCCACAUAAUUGGUGUGCUUGUUAGACUUAACAUGAUUGUUAUUCCAGAUAGUCUUAUAUUGGGUCGUUGGACAAAGAAGGCAAAACAAUCACCUAUAAAUAACUAUGUUUUUAGUGGAGAGAUUCCUGAUGCAGCAUAUAUGAGUAUGCAUGCGGCAAUGCUCGAUGACUGUAGAGAACUAGUAAAGCUUUCUUGUAGUUACUUUGAGGAUUACUUCGAGGUGAAGACCAAAAUAGCUAAUGAAUGA
Messenger RNA from Arachis ipaensis, 555 nucleotides. Lineage: Eukaryota; Viridiplantae; Streptophyta; Magnoliopsida; Fabales; Fabaceae. The record is from RefSeq and is a predicted model, not a curated record.